Silurus meridionalis is the source of this 1878-nucleotide messenger RNA. It is a transcript of the gene cct5, whose product is annotated as chaperonin containing TCP1, subunit 5 (epsilon). The coding region runs from base 145 to 1770 and encodes 541 amino acids. Gene Ontology annotation, biological process: protein folding. Gene Ontology annotation, molecular function: ATP hydrolysis activity; ATP-dependent protein folding chaperone; ATP binding. The record is from RefSeq and is a predicted model, not a curated record. NCBI's taxonomy places the organism in Eukaryota, Metazoa, Chordata, Actinopteri, Siluriformes, Siluridae. Gene Ontology annotation, cellular component: chaperonin-containing T-complex. The transcript has 11 exons.
AGGGAUUUGGUUUCGUCCGGGACGCCCCAAGAUUCUUCCAGAAGGCGGCGGCGAGGUGCACACAGCCUCGCGUGGUGGAUCUGCUCUUCUCUAUAUUAUAAUUAACAUAGUGUCCUGGUAGCUCUGUGCGUUUCAUCGUUCAUAAUGUCUACUCUGGGAACGAUAGCCUUCGAUGAAUAUGGCCGGCCUUUCAUUAUUAUUAAGGACCAGGAGAAGAAAUUUCGGCUGACCGGCCUUGAUGCGCUUAAGUCGCACAUCAUGGCUGCAAAGGCAGUUGCCAACACCCUGAGGACUUCACUGGGUCCAAAUGGACUCGAUAAGAUGAUGGUGGAUAAGGACGGAGAAGUGACGGUCACCAACGAUGGCGCUACCAUUCUCAGCAUGAUGGACGUGGAUCACCAGAUCGCCAAACUCAUGGUGGAGCUCUCAAAGUCUCAGGAUGAUGAGAUUGGAGACGGCACCACUGGUGUUGUAGUUCUUGCCGGGGCUCUCCUCGAGCAGGCCGAGCAGCUCUUGGACAAAGGGAUCCACCCAAUCCGCAUCUCUGACGGCUAUGACCAAGCCGCACGAAUUGCCAUUGAUCACCUGGACAAGAUCAGCGACAGCUUCCCCGUGGACACGAGCAACACAGAGCCGCUCAUUCAGACAGCCAUGACUACACUCGGCUCUAAAGUGAUUAACCGAUGCCACAGACAGAUGGCAGAGAUUGCUGUGAAUGCCAUUCUUACCGUGGUAGACAUGGAGAGAAAGGAUGUGGAUUUUGAGCUCAUCAAGAUGGAAGGGAAAGUCGGAGGUAAACUGGAGGACACUCAGCUUAUCAAAGGUGUUGUCGUGGACAAAGAGUUUAGCCAUCCUCAGAUGCCCAAGGUUCUAAAGGACACAAAAAUUGCCAUCCUGACCUGCCCAUUUGAGCCACCCAAGCCUAAAACCAAGCACAAGCUGGAUGUGACCUCAGUGGAAGACUAUAAGGCUCUACAGAAAUAUGAGAAGGAUAAGUUCCUGGAGAUGAUUAAGCAGGUGAAGGAUAAUGGCGCAAAUCUUGCCAUUUGCCAGUGGGGCUUUGACGAUGAGGCGAAUCACCUGCUGCUGCAGAACGAGCUCCCUGCUGUGCGCUGGGUCGGAGGGCCUGAGAUUGAGCUGAUUGCCAUUGCCACCGGCGGCCGCAUUGUGCCCAGGUUCAGCGAGCUUACUCCAGAGAAAUUGGGCGCCGCCGGCCUUGUGCGAGAAGUUUGCUUCGGCACAACUAAAGACCACAUGCUCAUCAUCGAAGAGUGCAAGAAUUCCAGAGCUGUUACUAUCUUCAUCCGUGGUGGAAACAAAAUGAUUAUCGAGGAGGCUAAGAGAGCACUGCAUGAUGCCCUGUGCGUCAUCCGUAACCUGGUCCGCGACAACCGCAUUGUUUAUGGCGGCGGUGCAUCUGAGAUUUCCUGUGCUCUUGCUGUUAAUGAAGCUGCUGAUAAGUGCCCCUCUCUGGAGCAGUACGCCAUGCGGGCAUUUGCCGACGCUCUAGAAGUCAUUCCCAUGGCUUUAGCAGAGAACAGCGGAUUAAACCCCAUUCAGACAAUGACUGGGGUCAGAGCCCGGCAAGUCAAAGAAGCAAACUCUGCACUGGGAAUCGACUGUCUGCGUCUGUCCACUAACGACAUGAAGCAGCAACAUGUGAUUGAGACCCUCAUUGGAAAGAAACAGCAGAUUUCCCUAGCAACCCAAGUGGUGAAGAUGAUCCUGAAGAUCGAUGACAUCAGAAACCCUGGCGAAUCUGAAGACUGAUCAUGUCUCAAGCACUCAAUGCAACAGCAUUGUUUAGCGUUAUUUAUCAUUUCAUACAGCACUCGUUCACCGUGUAGAUGAGAAACAAUUAAAAUGUUGUUAACUUAG